CUUAUCGGCGCAACAGGCGGGGUGCUCCUUUCAUGCUUUAAUUGGAUUGUACAGAGCUACAGUGUUAAUCGGUCCAUAUCAAUCUACAUCUACUAGAUAACAUUCCUCCCCGUCUAGAUCAGAUCAACCAGUGUACACACUACUUACCUCGGAGCUACGAUGCCUCCCAACACUGGGAGAGCGAAUGGCAAUCCUGACGAUGAUGACUAUGUUGCGCAAGUUCUCGCAAAUGAAGCUCGAGACAGUUCUCUGAAGUACUCUGCCCUGGGGAUGGGCGCUUAUAUGCCGAAAAGGCCUACAGGUGCUGCUCCCAAACCGAAUACGCGAUUUCUGCGACAUAUUAUAAAAGAAACAGACAAUCACAAUCUUGCAUUAAAGCGAAAGGAAGAGAGGGAAGCUAGAGAGCGAAUGCGGCAGCUACGGAACCAGCCUGCUUCUUCAUCAAACGAUUCUAGAAAAGAUGCCCAUGGCGGCCAACCCCGAUCAGACGAUCGCAAGUCGCGCAGGGAUAGAAGGGAAGACCGUGAAGAUAAACAGAGCUCCUAUCGAAGAAGGCAUAGAAGUCGUUCGGCUUCGGCGGACAGAGAUCGCUCUCAUCGACGCCGGCGGAGGCGUGAUUCCUACGGCGAGGAUGAAGAUCGACACAGAUCUUCCCGAAGAAUUCAUCGGCACCGUUCCUAUUCCAGGUCGCGCAGUCGAUCUCCACAAGAGAAUCGAGAAACGAAAUCUCACAGUCGCCACCAUCGGCAACGGAGGCGCUCUAGGUCACCUUCAAGGUCUCGUUCGCGAUCGCUAGGUGCGAAUGUUCGACGCAGGAACAGAGAUCGUGAGCACACACGUGUGCGCAGUUCUCACGAGAAGGGUUCCCCAGAGAGGAGUUCUACGAGUAAAAUCAAGGCGUCAUCGCCGCUGCCCCCGGUAGCUACCCAAGAUCAACUGCUAGGAUAUGAAUCGGACCCUCUUGAGGAUAUUGUUGGGCCCUUACCUCCACAGGCGAAUAGCUCUACGAAUGCUGCCCCCAUUCGUUCUCGGGGACGGGGUGCUUACAGACUCAACAUGAGCAACAUUGACACACAUUUCGCUCCUGACUACGACCCUACUUUGGACGUGCAGCUAGAAGAUGACGAUGAGAAUGCUGGUAGCAAGCCCAGCCGCCGCCCUGUAGCCGGCCUCAUGACCGGAGAUGAUGAUUGGGAACUCGCUCUUGAAGCAGUCCGUGACCGAGCCCGUUGGAAACAAACAGGCGAGGAGAGAUUGCGCGAAGCUGGUUUUGACGACGCGUUUGUGAAGCAGUGGAAAAGCAACAUUACGCCCACCACAGGGGAUUCUGAGGGUAGGUUAGAGGAUGUGAAGUGGUCUAAGAAAGGCGAAGGUCGAGAAUGGGAUCGCGGAAAGUAUGUCAAUGAGGAUGGGCAUAUUGAUGUUAAGGCUUCUUGGUAGUGAGGUCCACAACAUAAGCGUAGAUUGGGUGGCGUUUGGAAGCUGGGAUUAUUGCCAUUGGGGAAUUCUCUUAUUUAUUUACUUAAUACUUUUACACAUAGUAUCCUAUCAUGAAUUAUGAUGCGAUGAAGAG
Molecule: messenger RNA, 1573 nt
Organism: Aspergillus caelatus
Lineage: Eukaryota; Fungi; Ascomycota; Eurotiomycetes; Eurotiales; Aspergillaceae
Exons: 2
Coding region: 160-1440 (426 amino acids)
Source: RefSeq, a predicted model, not a curated record